Messenger RNA from Dibothriocephalus latus, 189 nucleotides. Lineage: Eukaryota; Metazoa; Platyhelminthes; Cestoda; Diphyllobothriidea; Diphyllobothriidae. The record is from the annotation of a GenBank genome assembly.
GCACCCCUCGCCGCCACGGUGGGCACCAAUGUGGCAGGUCAGCCAGCGAACGUUCAGCUUCAAAAGUUCGCCGGUCUCUUCGAGAACGCUCUCAUCCGCCUGCCCUAUGGUGUGGUUGCCAGCGGUCCCGUAAAACCCCUGCCCAAUCAUCUGGUCCGCAUGAUGUCCAUGUACUUGCGUUUCGUGUGA